CUCGCGAGAUACUCCGUGCUCAUGCUCGCCGCCGGGGUCGGAGGUCAGGGCGAGCGUCUGGCGGGCAGAAGUAAGAAGAUGGCGGUGGAGUCGCGAGUUACUCAGGAGGAAAUUAAGAAAGAGCCAGAGAAGCCAAUUGACCGCGAGAAGACAUGUCCGCUGCUGCUCCGGGUGUUCACCACCAACAACGGUCGGCACCACCGUAUGGACGAGUUCUCCCGCGGCAACGUCCCGUCCAGCGAGCUGCAGAUCUACACCUGGAUGGAUGCAACUUUGAAAGAACUAACUAGCUUAGUAAAAGAAGUCUACCCAGAAGCUAGAAAGAAGGGCACACACUUCAAUUUUGCAAUUGUUUUCAUGGAUCUUAAAAGACCUGGCUAUCGAGUUAAGGAGAUUGGCAGCACCAUGUCUGGCAGAAAGGGAACGGAUGAUUCCAUGACUCUGCAGUCACAGAAGUUCCAAAUAGGCGAUUACUUGGACAUAGCGAUUACCCCUCCAAAUCGGGCACCACCUCCUUCAGGGCGUAUGAGACCAUAUUAAAUUUUAUCUUACUUUCUCUCAAAUUUAUUUUUCACCCAACUGUGUAAAAU
Molecule: messenger RNA, 590 nt
Organism: Octodon degus (degu)
Lineage: Eukaryota; Metazoa; Chordata; Mammalia; Rodentia; Octodontidae
Gene: Sap18
Product: Sin3A associated protein 18
Exons: 3
Coding region: 22-540 (172 amino acids)
Biological process (GO): negative regulation of DNA-templated transcription
Cellular component (GO): nucleus
Molecular function (GO): transcription corepressor activity; transcription factor binding
Source: RefSeq, a predicted model, not a curated record